GGUUCGUGCAGGUUCGCGAAAUCGAUCUCAAUAAGUUCCGCGCCGGAUUAUUUUUGUGCGAAAAAGUGAGAGUAAAAUUUGUGUAAUAAUAAAUUUUUGUGAGUUAAAUUCUUGGAAAAUCCAUGGUAUUUUUUUAUGAGGAAAUUCCUGGAAUUUUCAAAGAAAAGUCGGUUCAAUAUGAAUAAUACUUCCGCGAUUUGAAUUUAUUAAACUGGAAUUUUCCAGUGCUAUGUGAAGCUGGAAAAUAAAUUAACUUUUGGAUUUGCACUGUCUUUGUAUAUGGAAAAGUGGCAAAUUUUAUCAUAAAGAAACACCCCUUGUUAAGUGAAAGUCAUUUUGCUAUUAUAUGAGGAAAAUGUACAAUUUAUGUAAUACAAUAUGUACUUGAUUUUAGUCCUUGAAAGUAACUUUUUUCAAUUGAUAGGUUUUUGUCCACUAUAUUGGACACAGAAAAUCAAAGUCCUAGUGGACAGUUUCCAUUGAGCUUUUCCAAAACAUUUUCACAUUAAUUAUUAUUCUCAGAAUCACAGUGCAACAAAUUAAUGUAUUUAUUAAAUGUACAACAUUUUAAUAAAAGUAGAAUGAGCGACUUAAUUAUACUACUUUGUAUGUAUAAGUACCGCGGCCAAUUGAAAUGCAGUCCAGGUUUUGUUUUUUUUGCUUCUUUGUUCUCGUUCUCGAUUGGGUUUUAAUUGCGUAAUUUAUACAGAGUGGAACUCCUAGUAAUAUAUUGAUUCCAGAAACUGUAAUAUUUACUAUGUGAAAAUGGUACUUCAAAACGCUGUGGUUGGUACCAGGAGACCGAUUACGAGGCAGCAUUCUCUGGACGGAUCGACGGAACCACCAAAAGUACCAGCAAGAAGAAGAAGAUUUUUGUCUACUAGUAGAGCCCAUAAUCCGUUAAGGCGUCAACAUCAAAAUGGUACAACGACUUGGCACGGUUCCAGUUUGGGUACUCCGGCCAAGUCCGAAGACCCCAAAACUCCCGAGCGGCUUAAAGGUACUACUUGCGAUUUGUUCGAGCUGUUGGAGAAGGCCCAACGGUCCAGAAUCGACGAUCAAAGGUGUAUGUUGCCAGCUUAUUUCAAUCAGCCACAAAUUCAGCGUCAGCUUACCACCGGCUCGAUCCCCAAAGAAAACCUGUCGCCCCGGCAAGAUUCCAAAGAUGACCUGCGACUGGGGCACAACAACAACAUCAAAAUAUCGCCGGCCGGGUCGCCGCACCCUUUGGGUACCAACACGCCGCCCUUGUCGCCUCAACAGCCUCCUCAAGCCAGGAGGAUAUUGCAGGAGGCUUUGUCGCGACCUGGACCUUAUGCUAUGAUACCUGGACCACCAAAAGGUUAUUGGGUGGACGGAACUGACCACGACGAACAAUUCGACCCCCGAGGCGUACCCAUAAUCCCCCAUCAAGACUGGCGAUUGAAAAUCGAAACCGACGAAACCGCCAAGUACUACAGGAGAUUUUUCGUCGGCAGGGAACACUCGAAUUUAAUAGGAACAGACGAAAAUUUGGGCCCGGUAUUACUUUCCAUUAAAACCGAAAAUGUGGCUCAGCAAGAACACCUCAGGAUAAUGCUGAGGCUCAGGAUGACGACCAAACACGAAAUAUUGCCUUCAAGUUAUUUCGGCCCGAAUCCUAGUCCUUCCAGGAUGGCGAAGUUACUCAACAACGAGGUCAACGUUGACAAUUUUCAACCAGUAUUACACCCAAAAACAUCUCAACUCAUAGCAACUUACGAUGAGCACGUUCUAGUAACAACCUUCAAGUUUGGAGUAUUGUAUCAGCAAUUCGGCCAAACAACCGAGGAAGAAUUGUUUUGCAACAAUGUCACUAGCCCUGCUUUUAGUGACUUUUUAGAUUUACUUGGCCAAAGGAUACAGCUGAAAGACCACAAAGGAUAUCGAGGAGGACUCGAUAUACAAAACGGACAUACAGGAGACACAGCUGUUUACGAAGUCUUCAAAGAUAGAGAAAUAAUGUUUCACGUGUCGACACUGCUACCCUAUACAGACAACGAUCCGCAGCAAUUGCAAAGGAAAAGGCACAUCGGUAACGAUAUCGUGGGCAUAGUGUUUCAAGAGGAAAACACUCCUUUUUGUCCUGACAUGAUAGCCUCGCAUUUCCUGCAUGCAUUUAUCGUUGUACAAGUUUUGGAUCCGAAUACUUCAAACACUAGGUACAAAGUGAGUGUAACGGCACGAGACGACGUGCCGUUUUUUGGACCGACUUUACCGACGCCGGCGAUUUUCAAGCAUGGUCCAGAGUUCAAGGAGUUCCUGCUGACCAAGCUGGUCAACGCGGAAAAAGCCUGCUACAAAGCAGAGAAGUUUGCCAAGCUCGAAUUGCGAACUAGGACGUCGUUGUUGCAAAGUCUUACUGAUGAUUUAAAGGAGAAAACAGCUGAAUUUCUUGGAGGUCCGAGUACUCCGCAAGUACCCGGUACACCUAAGGGCGACUCGGGACCCGGCGCCCGAUUCAUCGACACCGUAAAGAAAGCUUGGACUGCGGCCAAAGUGAAAACGAGCCAGAGCGACAACAACUUGGGCCCGGCCAGUCAUCACCAUCAUCACCACGACAAACUGAGCAAGAAAUCCAGUCAACCACCGAUUUCAGAAUCGACACCUUCGAGUGGAAGAUCAAUUUCGAAGUCUUCAAUAAUAUCAAAUUCCAAAAAGUCAGGUGGUUCAGGUAGUACGGGCAGUGGACGGUCUUCAACAGCUUCAUCUCCAGAUUUGACAGCUCAUGCUCCUUCCAGCGCUCGGCCAGCUUUAAGUGAAGCCAGCGACGACUCUUCAUUGACCUCAGAAGAUCUGGAGCAUCUGGCUGGAGGGUAUGUUGAUAGUGAUACUGGCCUGGAAUCAAUGUCUUCGGCGGAAACCGCAGCCAAAGCUUGUAAUUGUCAAGAAAGGCCCGGAAGUAGCACUCCUGGCGGACAAAAUGGGUCGCAGCAGGAAGUUUUGUCGCAAGAGGUUACCAGGUUAAAGUGCGAUAAGUUGGAUUUGUUAAGACAGAAUGUGAACUGUCAGAGAGACAUUAAAAGGCUACGAGAAAAGGAACUGGUCCUACAAGGCGAACUAACGCAGGCGCACAAGGAAAUAAUGCGACUCCGGGAACUGCUUAAGGACUAAGCAAAUUAUUUAUUGGAUAUUAUCGAGACCAAGAUUCCUUUCGCGGGAGCUAACGCUGAUGGUGCCUUUAUUUUGUGAAUUAAAAGUUGGUUUUUUGGAAUCUUGGUCUACGUUUUGUGUUGACCACAAACUAUGUAUUAUUAAAACGUUGACUUUAGGAAUUCCUAUGAUUUUUUUUUGUUUUGCUUUCUGACAUUUAUUUUCUAGUUACCGCAUCACUUUUCUCAAAUUAUCCAAUACAUGAAUAGAUUUAGGUAAUGUGUAUACUGAUUUACACAUAACUUUGCACCGUAAUAAUAUGUUUUUUUCUUCUACUGCUAAAUUUACAUCACCUAAAACUCUAACAACUGUUAGGUUUAGGGCUAAAUUAUGGACCUACUGAUAAGUGUCAGGUUAUUACCUAGCAGUUUUCUAUGCUCUAGGAAAUAGAAAGCACCUACUAGGUAACAACCUGACACUUAUUAGUAGGUUCAUAAUUUGGCCCUUCUAGGCUUAAUUAUAAAACAUUUAUAUUUUUUUUUUGUGAUAUGAGUUUAUUUUUCUUUUUAGAAUUAAGUAUUUAUUUUCAAAAAAGGGUUUAACAUACUCUUAUUAUUUUGUACAUUAUUUUUUUGAGAGACACUAUCAUUACCAAUACCUUAUUUUAUACCAAAGUAACAUUCCCCAAAAAAAAAAUGAUUUUUGAGAAAUAACUAAGUGUGUACAUAACAAAGCGAAAAAUAAAAGUAUUUAUUAGGUUUAUUAAGUUCUUAGUAUCUCACAUUAUAAAUUGCCCGUGUAGAGCAAGAAGGGGUCAUGUGUAAAACUGCAAGUUUGCAAACAUUUCCUGUCUAUAUGAGUUUAUAUGUAUGUGCCGCUUGUCAUUUUUUACACAACGUAAGCUGUAUCAUUGUAUUGAAGAUGUUAUGGCAGUUAUCUCAAAAAUGGUUCAAUUGCCGCUUGGCCUCUUUUUGCUCUACAUAGGUGAAAUGUAAUUAGUAAUUUUUCUUUUGUACAAUUUUCUUUUUUGCAAUACUGUAUUACUAGAUUAGAGAUUUAUUUUUUACUUAAGGGUUUAUUAAUAUUUAAUUACUAAAAAAAAUUACGUGUAAAUACGUUUUGCUUUAAUCAAUGUAAUUUUAGGGUGCAAAAUAUGAUUUCGGACGAACAAAAAAAAAACACUAACUAAAGGCCUUUUCUAUAUAAUAAUGUAGUAAGAAAAUUCUAUUCUGUUAAAAAAAAAAUUCAAAUAUUUAUCGAUGUGUGUAGUAGGAUGUAGCAAGGUACCCUAUUUAGACUGUGUUUCAGGGCUGGGAUUCUGGUGUCUUCUUCUCUCUUUUCAAAAUCAAUAGAGAUAAGACAUCAAUAGAGAUAGAGAAAAUAUCUCUAUUCGUUACAGAGUCCCAAUCCAGUUUUCUAAUACUCGAAAUAAUUAUUUGUCCGAUUAUUAAUAUCCUACUGUGUAGGGAUUUUACAGUUAAUUUUUGAUUUUCUUACAGAAUUUUUGAUUAUUUUUUUUUUUGUGAUUUUCGAGUUCGUUUUUGUUAUCUUUGACAAUUUACUACUGCAAAGUCUAAUAAAAUAUAUAUUAAUGUGA
Messenger RNA from Ceutorhynchus assimilis (cabbage seed weevil), 4708 nucleotides. Lineage: Eukaryota; Metazoa; Arthropoda; Insecta; Coleoptera; Curculionidae. The record is from the annotation of a GenBank genome assembly.